This is a messenger RNA of Drosophila erecta, 5223 nucleotides long. RefSeq names its product girdin (gene Girdin). The record is from RefSeq and is a predicted model, not a curated record. Gene Ontology annotation, molecular function: microtubule binding; dynein light intermediate chain binding. Gene Ontology annotation, biological process: cytoplasmic microtubule organization; cytoskeleton-dependent intracellular transport. Gene Ontology annotation, cellular component: cytoplasm; centrosome. The transcript has 9 exons. Lineage: Eukaryota; Metazoa; Arthropoda; Insecta; Diptera; Drosophilidae. The coding region runs from base 472 to 4617 and encodes 1381 amino acids.
ACAAAGUUCCAUCACUAAGCCCCUCCACCGCAUUCGAUAGUUGGCAGCAGCAGUCGAGUGUCAUCACCGGCACAAAUUAUGCUUUUUUCCAACAGUUCAGUCUUCCCAAAAAAUAUUUCACUAUUUUUUUUAUAGUGCUGCCUUGUAGGCUUUCUUGUUGUCUAGUUUAUUAAAGCAAAUUCAACCCGCAAAGUGCUCUCCAACGUAUUUUAGUGUUGUUAUAACUGUGAUCUUGCGACUUGCCUGCAUGUGCAAUGUGAAAAUGCCCCGUCCUUGGCAUAAAUUUCGGGAGGCUGUUAUUGGACUCUACUUGUUGGGAAAAUAAAAGCGAUUUCCCAUAGCAUCGCAUUUUGGAGAAGCCGCAGCUGUUCCAUUGCGGCAGGUGCAGCGGCACGAACUCACACACGCAUACAUACAUACCUGCAUUUACCUAUUCCACCCGUCCGUCCAAUAACAAUAACAACAACAAUAAUGGCUGGCACUGCGACCGCGACGCCAAUGGAAAUUGAUGAAUUUGUAAAUUCGUCCAUAAUUUCUUGGCUGGAAUCAUGUCUGCCACGUGCCGAGCUUCUCGCCGGAUACACCUCCCUGCUGGAUGGCCACAUAAUCCACAGCGUUUGGCUGCAGAUCGACCCUGAGCCGCAGAAUAAUCCCAGCGAGCUGAACGAUCUUAACGGAAAGUCUCUCAGCAUCGCUAGGGCCAAGAACUUCGAGUGCGUUGUGAGGAAUCUAAAGUGUUUCUUUGAGGAGGAGCUAGGUCAAACCAUACUGGUCCUACCAGAUGCCUUCACCCUGGGUCAUCAUCCGGAGAGUAAAAACGGACUCGAACAGAUGAAGACCUUGCUGACCCUGCUCCUCGGUGCAGCUGUGCAAUGUCCCAACAAGGAACUGUUUAUUGCUCGCAUCAAGGAACUGGACUUAGAAACCCAGCACGCUAUUGUAGGACUCAUCAAACAGGUGACCGACAGCCACAGUUUGGUGCUCACCGAGGACUCCUUGGAACGACUAACGCCACAGAGCAUGUACACGCACAUCCUGCGCUUGACAAAGGAGCGGGACGUCAUGUAUCUCAAGUGGAUCGAUUUGGCGUGCGUGGAGACCGAAAUGGCAGCCAGCGACAAUUUGGUGGAGUGUGGCCAAGGUGUCAGCGUCUCACGUUCUCCUUCAAACGGAACUGCCACCUCAACACCUUCAUCCUCUUCCAAUUCGGAAAGUAAUCACCUUGCAGUAGAAUGUGCCGAUCUCCGUUCAAAGAACCGCAAGCUGCGUCAGGAACUCGAGGAAAAGUCCGAGAAUCUAUUGGAGCUACGUGAGGAGUUGGAUGACAAGAAGGCGCGGUUUGACAAGCUGCGUCAGGAAAGUCAGGAAUGGUUCACGGAGGCCAAGCGGGCAUCUGCAUAUCGUGACGAGGUGGACAUCCUCCGGGAAAGGGCUGAAAGAGCUGAUCGCCUGGAGGUGGAAGUUCAGAAGUACCGCGAGAAACUCGGAGACUCUGACUUUUAUAAAUCGCGCGUUGAGGAACUGCGGGAGGAUAACCGUGUGCUGCUUGAAUCCAAGGAAAUGCUGGAGGAGCAGCUGCAGCGCUACCGAAAGAGGUCUGAACAUGCCAUCUCCCUGGAAUCCGAGAUCAUUAAAUACAAGCAGAAACUCAACGACAUGGCUCUCGAACGGGAUGUAGAUCGCUCCAAGCUAGAAGAGCUGCUGGAGGAGAACGCGCAACUGCAACUGGUAGCCAGGAAUCUCAACUCAACGAUGGAUUUGGAUAAAUCCUUUUCCGAAAACGAAGACGAUUGCAACUCAGGUGACAAUAGCCUUUCGGAACAGCUAACAAACAAUGCUCAAACCCGUGCACUGAAGCUCGAGCUGGAAAACCGUCGUUUGACUGCCGCCCUGGAACAGUUAAAAGAAAGUAGCUUCCACGAGUCCACCAGCAAGAUGCUAGAACUGGAGAAGGAAAAGAAAAAGUUGUCUCUUAAAAUUGAACAGAUGCAAGAAAACAUACAGCGUCUGACUCAGCAGAAUGUGGAACUGGAAGGGGUAUUUAAAAAUGCCCUUGAGGAGAACAAAAAAUUACAGGAUGCCGUGGAUAAUCGCCAAAAGAGCUACGAUCGACAGAGCCUGGAACGCGAGGCUGAUCGUCAAAAGCUUUCGGAUGCCGAGCAACAUGUCGAAACCCUAAACAAGGAAAAGCAACGCAUCCAAACCCUCAAUGAAAGCAUUCAGCGAAGAGCCGACGAUCUUGAACGGUUGGCGGAGAGCAAGACAAAGGAACUAGAGCAAUACUUGGAAAAAUCAAAGCAAUACGAGCUUACUAAACAUAAGCUCUAUGAAAUCGAAGCCAAGGUCUCCACAUACGAGCGCGAAAACGCCAGCCUGCUUAAGGAAGUGUCCAAACUGAAGGAGGGCAGCGAGCAAAAGUCUGUGCAGCUGGACGACAGUAUUAAUCGACUCGAUGUACAGAGCAAGGAACUGCAAAAACUGGGUAAAGCACUCGAAGAUUCGGAGCAAGUGCAUCAGAAGCUUGUGGAACUGGAAAAGCAAAACCAAGAGCUAGCUUCGCAGCGCAUCAUUGAUCAAGAGAUGAUCAGCACUCUUCGAAACGACUUGGUCACCGGUACUCUAGUAACGAAGAAAGUGCGCAACAACUUGGAAAAACUGGGACUGGCGGACGAAGAGCCCGGUGAGCUGAAUGUGGAGCAUGUGGUGGAAAAACUGGUGCGCAACCCAGAGACUUUUAAAACGGUUCGCGAGAUAAUGCUGAACGUGACCCGAGAGCAGCUGGAUGAGGAGGAGCGAGAAGGUGGCGUUAAGUCCGACAUGUGUGUGCUUUGUCACCGUCAGGAGAUCUUUACUGUGGAAAAGAACAUUGAACUCGCAGCUACUCCAGCUCCUGCACCAACGCAACCUUCUUCGCAGGAACUUCGCUUUGAGCACAAGCUACGUCUAAGUCCAGCACGAGAAUCAGCAGAGCUGACCCGUAUUAAGGAUUCUAACACUCAGCUCCAGACGGAGAAUGCUCGUCUCAGCGUGGACGUGGCUGCUCUGGGCUCGCAAAUAACUUCGCUGAAUACCCAGCAUGUAGCCCUACAGCUGGCAAACUCCCAGUUGGCUGCCGAAAAGGACACGCUGCUCAAAGAUAUCGAUUCACUGCAGCAGGAGCAUAAACAUGCUUUGCAGGAUCAGGUUACGUUGCAAUGCCUGCAUGAUCAACUCUCCGCGGAGUACGAGUCUCUGAACAAAGACAAGGAACAGCUGAAGGCUGCAGUGCGGGAUUUGCGCCAGGAGCUGCGGGAUACCCGUGAACAGCAGUCGGCAUUGGAGCAACGCAUUGAGGAGUUGACCACUCAAAACAACAACAUGAAAACAUGCAGCGAGGAUCUGUCAAUCCUGCGUACCGAGCACUCCAAGCUGACAGACGACUUUCGCAAUCUUUUCGCCACCAGCGAUCGCUUUAAGAACGAAUAUAAAAACAUCCAGGAGCAGUAUAAGAUGGUACGCAUGGAGCAUUCCAGCCUGAAGCUACAAAACACUGAGCUCUCCGGCGAGCUAAAUGCCAAGAGCGAUCAAGUCCGUUGCCUGCAGAUGGAAUACAGCAAGGUUCAGCAGCGUUGUGAGAUGUUGAUUCAAAACAAUGCUGAACUGGACUCGGAGCGCAAGGCUCUGAUGGACAAUGUGUCACAAUUGCUCUCCCAAUAUCAAGAACUUUUAGCCAUAUCCCUGGAGGACAAAAAGCACUUUCAUGAGGAGGAGAAGAACUAUACCGAACGGGUGCACAGCCUCAAGCGCCAGAAGGAAAAGCUGGAGGAGAAAAUUAUGGAGCAUUACAAGAAGUCAGAGACCACAGUGCACAAGAAAAAACCGUUUGCCAGCAUGCUAGUUAGAAGGGUAAAGAAGGCUAGCUCGGAUCUGAUGAACAAAGUGCCCAGUCGAAACCGUCGCUCUUGGGUAGAUGACGCCCGUACCAAUUCGCAGUUCGUGAUCGGUUCCGAGUCAGGCGGCAAUGAGUCGGAUAAUAGCAAUGAGGAGCCACUGUCGAUUGCCUCCGACACGCACCUGCUCCAGAGGAAUGUUCCGCUCCGCCAAAGUUUGCAGCGGGAUUUGCUGGAUAACUCGAUCCAACGCGGCGGCGCCGUGCGCAGUAGCCUGCAGGCUCAGAAACGUACGGAUUUGAAUAACUCACGUAGAAAUAGCGUGCACGGCAGUCUUGAAGCGCCAGACGUGACAGGCAGCAGUCUGACCCUCGGAACGGCCGGCUCUCGACGCACUGUUUAUCUUAUCGAUGAACAUCAGAAGCUUCCCGAUGGCUCCACUCCCGGCGCCGCACAGUCACAGUCUGGUGGCUGCAGUAGCUCCGGCAAUGCCGCAACUCCUACGCCCGCAGAACCUCAGACGCCUCAGAAGAGUACCGAAAACAGUGCUCCGGUGGGUCCGGCCACUUUUCUGAUGUACAACCGGAUAAACACCACGAUCGGAGGAUCCCCGAGCAGCGGGGACCAGAGCCCUCUGCUGCAGGCCAGCGGCAGCGUUUCGGGAACGACCAUGCAGGAUGACAAGUCGGCAAGGAAGCGGACUGAAGACAAGAGCAAUAGCAUCUGGUAUGAGUACGGCUGCGUCUAAAACAUUCAAACAGUAUACGUCCACAACAUGAACUCGAAUAUAAUGCAUUUGCUGACGAAGUAUUAUUUCGUUUUAGAAAUUAACGAAUUUAUUUUUAAACGCAUUAGAACAUCGAUGUUGCCUUAAGCAAGUUACAUAUGUAAAUGUAAAGUGCUGCUUAAACCGCUAUGAUUUGCCUUAAGAAAUGUUUUACAAUUAGAUUAUGUACUAUACUAUAGUUUGUACCUAUUUAUGCAAUAUAAAAACUCCACAAGACUACGCGACAACUAUGCGAACAUAUAACUAUCCAGUAUACACCCCUAUAUACACAAAACUAUAAAGAAAUAUGUUAAACAUUAGCUGUACCGGCCUCAAUGUACGUCCUAAGCAAAAGGCUUUCUUUUUCGCUGAUAAGACAAGAUAAAUAUUUAUAUCCGUUCAUUUGGUGUUUUGUAAACUCGACUCGAAUCUAUGUAUUCCUAGAUAUGUUGUAAAGCACACUCGUACUCUGCUCUCAGCUAACCAACGCGCCUUUAAUUUGUGAAUAUAUUUUUAUAAAUUACUUGUAGCCUAGUACUAUUUAUUGACGCAAAGCCUAACACCGCAAUAAAACUAAGCAAACAUACA